AUGAUGCAGAUGCAGCAUCAGGCACCCCCUCCCGUGGCACCGCCUCAGAAUGUCCAGCCAAACCACUUCAACCCUUCGCACCAGAUCGCGGCUAUGAAUGAGGCUGUCUGGUUGCAGAUCGGAAGCUUUUCUGAGCUGUUGCGCGUUCCUGACGAGGCCAUGCACGCCUAUGAACGAGCUCUGCAGGCCAAUCCAAACUCUACCGCCGCAAUGAACGCGAUUGGCAUGCUCCUCAAGGGUCGCGAGGCCUUUGACAAAGCUCUCGAAUUCUUCCGAGCCAUUGUCCAGCUCGACCAGAACAAUGGCGAAGCAUGGGGAAAUCUCGGCCACUGCUACUUGAUGACCGAAAACUUACAAAAGGCAUACGACGCUUACCAGCAGGCGCUCGUCAAUCUUCGGGAUCCCAAGGACCCAAUGUUGUGGUACGGUAUUGGUAUAUUGUACGAUCGUUAUGGCAGUUACGACUAUGCCGAGGAAGCCUUUUCGCAGGUCAUGACCAUCCAACCCGACUUUGAGAAGGCCAACGAAAUAUACUUCCGACUGGGCAUAAUCUACAAGCAACAGUCGAAGUUCAACCAGAGCUUGGAUUGCUUCAAAUACAUUGUCAAUUCUCCUCCUGGGCCUCUUACCCAGGAAGACAUCUGGUUCCAGAUUGGCCACGUUCAUGAGCAACAGAAAGACUUUGAUGGCGCCAAGUCCGCCUACCAGCGCGUACUGGACCAGUCGCCCAACCACGCCAAGGUUCUACAGCAAUUGGGUUGGCUCUACCACCAACAGAGCCCGGCAUAUGACUCUCAAGAACGUGGCAUCCAGUACUUGGAGAAGUCUCAAAAGUAUCCCAAGGCAUAUGAAGCAUACCAACAAGCCGUAUACCGGGAUGGUAAGAACCCCACGUUCUGGUGUUCUAUUGGUGUCCUGUAUUAUCAGAUCAACCAAUAUCGAGAUGCGCUGGACGCGUACUCACGGGCCAUUCGUCUCAACCCGUACAUUUCUGAGGUCUGGUAUGACCUCGGCACUCUCUAUGAGUCGUGCAACAACCAGAUUGCCGAUGCACUGGACGCUUAUCAACGGGCAGCAGAGUUGGAUCCGGGUAACCCACACAUUAAGGCUCGCCUUCAGCUUCUUCGCUCCGGCGGUACAAAUGGCGGUCCGCCACCUGCUGCUCCUCAGCCUGCCGACAUGCAUCCUUCAACGUAUCAGACAGGUCCUACAGGCCCUCCUCAAUGGGGAGGAUCCGCGCAGCAACAAUCCGCUGGCCCCCCUGCUGCCACUCAGGCAGCUGGUGAGAGCUGGGCUGGCAGGCUGUCCAACGUCAACCCGCCACCCCAACCGCCCAAUCCUUAUGAGAGCAGAGCCGGCGAACCUUUCCGUGGUCCAGCGCCGCCUCUCCGGCAGCCUAGCCCUCCUCCGCAAGAGCCGCCUUCCCGCCAGCCAUACCCUGAGCUUAACAGACCUGGCCCAUCGCGUCGUGGCCCGUCACCGCCUCCCCAAGGCCAUCAAUAUGCCCAGCCUCUUCCUCCACCACCACCUCAGUCUCAACCCCCGGCUCCCGCACCGGCUCCUUCGCGACGUGUUGUCAAUCCUAACUGGGAUGGCUCGACGCCUUCGUCGGCUCCUGCUGCCAAUAACCCUAACAAUGCCAACCCGCCUCCGAAUGCAAUGGCUCCGUUCCGGACGGCCAACAGCCCUCGCACUACCGACGGCCGCCCUCCAGUUCACGACAACCGCAUGCCAUCCCCAAAGUCGGCUUAUCCCCAGCACCAAGCUCCCCCGCCACCUCACUAUGCCCCCCACCAUCCGGAAAUGCCACCCCAGAGUGCUCCCGAAAACAACACACAGCCGCCGCCUCCCCCGCCUGCGGCGAUCUCUGAGCCUCCUGCUCAACGCAUGGAGGACCGGCCUUCGUCUGUAGGACCCAAGAGGCAUCGCGAGUGGGAAGAGGAGUCUGUGGCCAAGAAGCCGGCUAAUGAGGAGACUCGUGCACGACUGGGCGAUCUGGCGCACCGCAGGCCCUCUCCAACCCCUCCCCGCGACCCAUACCGCCGCAAUUCGUCGGAGGCUCGCCGGACGGAGGAGCAACGUCGUCCUGAAGAGCCCAGGAGGUCCGAUGAACCGCGCCACAAGACGGAGACCUAUCACCCGUCCGAGGCCGCUCAUCACACGCAGAGUCACAGUGUGAGCUCAAACCACCUGCCGCCGAUGCAGCCGGGAUCAGGCCCCAUGACUGGUGUUGUCCACGAAAAACCCCAGCCGCCGGUUGUUCCUAAGGAAGAACCCCGUGCCGAACAGGCGCCCCCAGCUCGCCCAGCUCCUCCACCAGCCUCUGAGCCCGAGCGUGCUGCUAGGAAAAUGGACGUCGACGAGGACUAUGAUGACAGCGGGGAAGACGAGAAGAAGACAGUGGUCCUCACUAAUGGUUCUGGGCCUCCGGCAGCAUCAACUGACUUGAAGGCCCCGGCGUCUUCUGCAAGCAACGUUAAUGUUGCUUCUGGCCCUGUACCCAAAACCGAAUAA
This is a messenger RNA of Trichoderma breve, 2514 nucleotides long. RefSeq names its product tetratricopeptide repeat domain-containing protein. Gene Ontology annotation, biological process: regulation of gene expression. Lineage: Eukaryota; Fungi; Ascomycota; Sordariomycetes; Hypocreales; Hypocreaceae. Bases 1 to 2514 code for a protein of 837 amino acids. Gene Ontology annotation, molecular function: RNA polymerase II cis-regulatory region sequence-specific DNA binding; protein binding; chromatin DNA binding. The transcript is spliced from 8 exons. The record is from RefSeq and is a predicted model, not a curated record.